Molecule: messenger RNA, 2566 nt
Organism: Paramecium sonneborni
Lineage: Eukaryota; Ciliophora; Oligohymenophorea; Peniculida; Parameciidae
Source: the annotation of a GenBank genome assembly
AUGUAAUCAGACAUUAUUUAAUAUGAAGAAGUCAUAAAACUAAUAAAAGAAUUUUAAGAUAAGAGAAUUUAUCUAAAAUAUUUUGUAGAAUACGAAAAACCUCCUUAUUAAGUAAUUAUAUUUGAUAAAAUUAGAGAUAAUUAUAUGAAUUUUGGGUUAAAACAAUUGAUAAGUUAACAGAAAAUAUUUUAAAAACAAGCCUCAUAAAAGUGUAGGAACUUUAGAAUUUAUUUUCAUUAUUUGAAUAUAAACCAUUAUGCCUUUAAAAUGUUUUGGCUUAAAUGUAUAAGGAAAAUAAAAUAGCAAUGGAAGGGUAUAAAUCUAAAGCUGUGAAAAUAUUACUUAAAUCUGAUAAUGAAGAUGUUGAAGAUCAAAUAAACAAUAAGAAUCAUCAACUCUAGAUUUUAUGGAAUCCAUUAAAAAAGGCUUUCGAUAAAUUUUUAAUGAAAACUAAAAAUAAGACAGAAAAAAAAUGUCCUUAUUUCUUUCAUAUAAAAUAUUUUAAAGAAAACACAAUUAAAUUUAAAUAAGCAGUAGAAGAAGUUUCAAUUAAUUAAUUUAAUACAUUUACUAUAAAAUAAUUGAUGAAAGUGAUUAAUUUACCUUAAAGGGAAAUUUAAUUUUUAAUAAGUAUAUUUCUAGAAGCAAAUUUGAUCUAGAGUGUAGGAUGUUUUACUAUAGAUUCUGUUAAAUAAGAAGUGUUUAUAUAUAAAUCAAUGUGGAUUGUUGAUAGCAAUAGUCUUGAAAUAGCAAAAAAUUAAACAUUAUUUUCAUUAAAAUGUAUUAAUUAAAUAAUUUAUAAUAGACUAAGAAAUUUUAAAUUCUUAAGAAAGAGAUGAAUGUUAUCAUAAUAUUGAAUUAAAAGAAAAGCUAAUAANAUAUUAAUAAUCAGAGUCACUAUCAUAUAUUUUCAGAUCAUUAACAUCAAGGUUUAAAAAUAAAUAUUUCAGAUUCUUUCUUGGAUUAGCUUGUUUAAUUGGAUUGUUAGGGUUUCUCUUUUUUUCUGUACAAAAUUUUUUCAAGACACAAGCAUUUCUAAUUUAUUAUUAACCAGAUAGAGUGAUUUUUGGAAUAUUAAAAUCAAAUAGAAGUGCUCCUAGUACAGGAGUUUAGGAUCUUUAUUUUUGUUAUUUCAUUUAUCAAACAGUAUGUUGUUAAAAUUAUUUAUACUUAAUUCUAAUAAAUAAAUUAAUGUAAUCAGACAUUAUUUAAUAUGAAGAAGUCAUAAAACUAAUAAAAGAAUUUUAAGAUAAGAGAAUUUAUCUAAAAUAUUUUGUAGAAUACGAAAAACCUCCUUAUUAAGUAAUUAUAUUUGAUAAAAUUAGAGAUAAUUAUAUGAAUUUUGGGUUAAAACAAUUGAUAAGUUAACAGAAAAUAUUUUAAAAACAAGCCUCAUAAAAGUGUAGGAACUUUAGAAUUUAUUUUCAUUAUUUGAAUAUAAACCAUUAUGCCUUUAAAAUGUUUUGGCUUAAAUGUAUAAGGAAAAUAAAAUAGCAAUGGAAGGGUAUAAAUCUAAAGCUGUGAAAAUAUUACUUAAAUCUGAUAAUGAAGAUGUUGAAGAUCAAAUAAACAAUAAGAAUCAUCAACUCUAGAUUUUAUGGAAUCCAUUAAAAAAGGCUUUCGAUAAAUUUUUAAUGAAAACUAAAAAUAAGACAGAAAAAAAAUGUCCUUAUUUCUUUCAUAUAAAAUAUUUUAAAGAAAACACAAUUAAAUUUAAAUAAGCAGUAGAAGAAGUUUCAAUUAAUUAAUUUAAUACAUUUACUAUAAAAUAAUUGAUGAAAGUGAUUAAUUUACCUUAAAGGGAAAUUUAAUUUUUAAUAAGUAUAUUUCUAGAAGCAAAUUUGAUCUAGAGUGUAGGAUGUUUUACUAUAGAUUCUGUUAAAUAAGAAGUGUUUAUAUAUAAAUCAAUGUGGAUUGUUGAUAGCAAUAGUCUUGAAAUAGCAAAAAAUUAAACAUUAUUUUCAUUAAAAUGUAUUAAUUAAAUAAUUUAUAAUAGACUAAGAAAUUUUAAAUUCUUAAGAAAGAGAUGAAUGUUAUCAUAAUAUUGAAUUAAAAGAAAAGCUAAUAAGAAAGAAAAUACUUGAUAGAAAAUCUCCUAAUGAAAUAAAGUUUCAUAUUGCUGAAAAACUUUAGUUAGAAAAAUGGGUUGAAAACUAUGAAAAUCGAUUAUUAAUAAUGUAACAGAGUUAAGUUCGUUUAAAAACAGCUGAUUCUGAUCUUUAAAUAUAAGAUAUUAUUUGUAAGUAUUUAAUAAUGAUGAUUAUUAGAGUAAGUAAAUCACAUACUGAAAAAUCAUGAAAUAGAUAAUUUAGGAUUGUAAGAUAAUAUAAAUGAAAUGAUGGAUCAUCGUUAAUAGUAAGAAGAAACUCUUUAAAUAAUGAAAAGAUAUGAAUCAACAGAGAUCGAAACUUUAUAUAAUAAAUAUUUGGAAGAAAACUAAUAAGUCGAUAUAUAGGAGGGAUAGAUAAAAAAUAGUAAUUACCCUGCAAUGGUAUAAUUAUAAAAAGUAGAUUAAAAUAAAAAUGGAGAGGAAAGAAUUUCAUAAAUGCUACAAAUGGAAUAAUGA